Molecule: messenger RNA, 2412 nt
Organism: Salvia miltiorrhiza (redroot sage)
Lineage: Eukaryota; Viridiplantae; Streptophyta; Magnoliopsida; Lamiales; Lamiaceae
Product: protein DETOXIFICATION 54-like
Exons: 3
Coding region: 582-2114 (510 amino acids)
Biological process (GO): xenobiotic detoxification by transmembrane export across the plasma membrane
Cellular component (GO): membrane
Molecular function (GO): xenobiotic transmembrane transporter activity; antiporter activity
Source: RefSeq, a predicted model, not a curated record
AUUUAUUUAAUAUUCAAUAUUAUAUUUAUUCAUCAAUGGAACAUUUUAGAGGGGGAUUUUUUUUUUUUGUAUUUCUCUUUUAAUUUAUGUGUAUGGAUGAUGCUUGCAACAGUGAAGCAAAUGGAAAAGAAGUACGAGAAAAAUCCAAUCUCUAAAUAUUGUCGAAAUUGCAAAUCACAACUUGAGCAAGAAAAUGGGGUGAUAGAGAUAUUAUUUUUACUUUUUUAGUAACCUUCUUGUGAUAAUUUCCAUAAUCUGUGUAUUGCUUUUCAUUGAUUUUCAUCACUUUUUAUGGUAUUUAUGGCAACUGCAAAUAGCAGCGGCAAAUACUGAACAAAGCCAUAAUCUCUCUCUCUCUCUCCCUCCCCCCAUACAUAUGUAUCUAUCGCCGUCCCUUUUACUCCCAUCGCUGUCUCUGUAUAAAAAGUAUUUCCCCUGUGCUUCAGUAGUUGCAGAGCUUUCCAAAAAAUCCCAUGUCACAAUCGCCGCCAUGAACGAUUUUUCUCAUAACUAAGGAAAACUGUGUUUCUCAAGAAAUGGCUGAGAAGAAAAGCUCCUCACAGGUGACACAUUAAUACGUUAUGCAAUUAAACCUUGUCUAUUUUUUGCAAUUUAGUGUUUGCUUAUCUAUUUUUUGUUGUAAUUUAUGUGAAAUAUUGUUUGAAUUGUGUUUUGGAAAAAAGGUGGUUGAUGAAUUGAAGGAAUUAUGGGCAAUGGCACUUCCAAUAACUGCAAUGAACUGUUUAGUGUAUGUUAGGGCAGUUGUAUCUGUGCUCUUCUUGGGCAGAUUAGGCAGCCUAGAGCUAGCAGGUGGUGCUCUGAGCAUCGGCUUCACGAACAUCACCGGCUACUCCGUGCUAGUAGGGUUGGCCUCCGGCCUUGAGCCGGUGUGCAGCCAGGCCUACGGCUGCAAGAACUGGGACCUGCUCUCGGUGUCCCUGCACCGUAUGAUCGCCAUACUGUUCUUGGCAAUCGUCCCCAUUAGCGUGCUUUGGAUCAAUCUUGAAACGAUCAUGAUGUUCAUGGGGCAAGACGGGGAGAUUACUAGGAUGGCCGCGACUUACUGUGUCUAUUCGCUGCCGGAUUUGUUGACAAACACCCUGUUGCAGCCCUUGAGGGUGUAUUUGAGGUCACAGGGGGUGACCAAGCCCCAAAUGUGGUGCACAUUGCUGGCUGUGGCGUUCCACAUCCCGUUGAAUUAUGGGCUCGUGGUUGUGAUGGGGCUGGGGGUGCCGGGGGUGGCUAUGGCCUCUGUGUUGACUAAUCUGCACAUGAUGGUGCUGAUGAUGGGGUAUGUGUGUAUUUAUGGGAGGUGGGAGUGGAGGUGGAAGGUGGCCGGAGAUGGUGGUGGUGAUGGUGAUGGGAUAGGCGCACUGCUUAAGCUUGCUGUCCCGAGCUGUAUAGGGAUAUGCUUGGAGUGGUGGUGGUAUGAAAUUGUGACUGUCUUGGCAGGGUAUUUGCCUAACCCUAAGCUCACGGUGGCCGCCACUGGGAUUAUAAUCCAGACGACGAGCCUUAUGUACACGGUCCCAAUGGCGCUGGCCGGCUGCAUCUCAGCUAGGGUAGGAAAUGAGUUGGGAGCUGGGAAGCCACACAAGGCUAAGCUAGCAGCCAUGGUUGCAUUAGCAUGUGCAUUUGCAAUAGGGCUCAUGAAUGUGGUUUGGACAGUGAUAUUCCGAGACAAAUGGGGUGGCCUCUUCACAAAAGAUGAUGAGCUAAAGCUUCUCGUUGCGUCGGUCUUGCCGAUCAUAGGACUCUGUGAACUGGGCAAUUGUCCGCAAACCACAGGCUGCGGGGUCCUACGUGGCAUAGCGAGGCCGGUGGUGGGUGCCCACAUCAAUCUUGGUUCGUUUUACUUUGUGGGCACCCCCAUAGCCGUUGGCCUGGCUUUUUGGCUCGGGAUUGGGUUCCCGGGCCUGUGGCUAGGCCUGCUCUCGGCUCAGGCAGCCUGCGCUGCUUCGAUCCUCUAUGUCGUGUUGUAUCGCACGAACUGGGGGGACGAGGCAGUGAAGGCCUCCAAGCUUAGUAGCUUAGAGAUGGUCGAUAAGGGUAGUGGUGAGGAAGAGAGGAAGGGAUUCCUAGACAUGGAUAAUGACAAGGGUGAUGUUGUUUAGGGUAUAUAACUCGUUUCGAUGCUGAAUCCGAUUGAAAUCAUAUGGUAAAGCCACCCCAUUUGAUUGUAUCAUAAACUCAUGUGAAUUGUGUACGAUAGCAUCGGACAAAGGAGUAAAGCGAAAUGGGAGAGUGGGGAAUUGUGGGUUUUUUUUUUUUUUUUUAGUGCUCCAUGUGGGGAAAAGUGUAAAUCAUAUUCUUGCUUGAAAGUUUUGGUGUUCUUGAGGUAUGGGAUUUUGUGAAAAUGAAUCACUUUAAGUGAGGCAGGGAAUUUCAUGGUGGCCCAUACUUUUAUUUUAA